Bombyx mandarina (wild silkworm) is the source of this 751-nucleotide messenger RNA. RefSeq lists its product as uncharacterized. The record is from RefSeq and is a predicted model, not a curated record. NCBI's taxonomy places the organism in Eukaryota, Metazoa, Arthropoda, Insecta, Lepidoptera, Bombycidae.
CGUGCGGACUCACAAGAGGUCCUACCACCAGUAAAAAGUCCAAAGGAAAAUGUGUAAAAUUCAAACAUGCUUUCUUUUUUCAGUGAAAAAUGUGUCGAACAGCGCAUGCUAUCCUCCAAACAGCAAUAUGUGGGGUUCAAAUGCUCGUCCGCGUCUUUAUGACGGUCAUACUUAUGCUAGAGAACGUGAUUCGGAUGGUCUUGCAAACAUCGUAUAAUUUCAUUUCGUUCAUGCUCCAAAUGAUAUCACUAAUACCUAUAUGCGUUGUUUUUCUCCUCACUGCGAGACUAAAAUGUUUCAUGUGUGGAGGGGGCGGGCCCUGUCCCGUGAAUAAAGGAGGCGCCUGCGACUGCCUUAUGUCCGCAGUGGCCAUUGUUAUUCUCUUCAUCAUCUUCAGAGCGACUGGCGUGCUGGACAAGAUGUUAUACAGUAUCGGCUACGUUAAAGCUCGGGCCUUAGCUCACACGCGGUUCGUGCCUACGCCAGGUGAUAUCACGGAAUGUUCUAGAAACCAAACAGAGGAAACCGAGACUAUUCAUGGUAUUAUGUCCACUAGUGAAAUGACGCAUGGGACAAACAGCAUGCAUACGACAGCCACGGAGAUUUUCAAAUCGACUACAUCGAAGAAAUUGUUGAGGGAGGGUCUGUUUUUUAAAUUAACCACUCUGUCGAGCGAUAAUUUUGAUACGAUAAUAGAGCACUACUUCGCGUGAUAAAAUUUGUUUGCAUUUGUCUUGUUCGAAAUAAAAAA